CUAACAUUCCCUCACAUGUGACAUGUUUGUUUACCUUUUCUAAGGAACAGCCUAUUCGACCAGAAAUCUGUGGUUAAAUAGUUUCUGCGCUUAAAUAACCAGAGAGGAAAAAUCUAAUCAGUUUUAACUCUAAUUAGUGAAUUAUUCUUGUUUUGAUAAUGAAAAGUGAUCAAUUAACAAUCAAAAGAAAUAUAAGUGAAAAAAUAAAAUUCUCAGAAAAUUCUGUUUUUUUUUCUCAGCUGAAAAAAAGUUAACCACCUUGUCUUUCGCCCUUUGUGUCCGAUUUAAACUAUUGAUCUAAAUUGUUUUAUUGAUUGAUAAGAAAAACAAUUAACUCAACUACUAUUAAAAAAGAAACUAAAAUGUAAUCAUUGUCAAUGAUGAUAAAAAGGUAUUCCUAAUCCUGAUUCCAAGCGAAAAGGAAUUAAAUCAACAAAACUCGAGAUACAAAACCAGAAAUAGUAACUCAACCAACAAAUUUACUCAUGUGAAUGGCAAUUAUCCAAAUGAACACAAAGAAUCAACUUUCGCUGUUGAUAUUCGAUUAAUAUCAUUGGAUUUAACCUUCACCAUGGACAAAUUGUCAUCAAAUAAGUUAGCCUGGUGCUCCAAUGGAACCUACUUGACUAUUCAUAAUCACAAUAAGAAACCAUUGAAUAUUUUAAUGUCAUCAUUAGACGCUUAUGGUCAUUUUAAUGCGAUCCUUGGACUUGGUGAGAAAUUAGUUAAACGUGGACAUCAAGUUUAUUAUGCAAAUCGAUCUGGAUAUAAGUCUAUGGUUGAAGCUUCGGGUUUACAGUUUAUUCCAAUCGAAAAAUUUGAUCCGUCCAUGGGAAAUUAUGAAGCCAAUCAAUUUAUACUCAAAUUUAUCGACAAUUACAGUAAACAAAUGGAGAAAUCGUCACUUGAUAGGUUGACUAACUGGUCAUUUAAUGAUCUUUUUAAUAAUCUUGGUUAUUUCAGUGAAAUGAAAAGGAUGGAGAAAGUUUUAGAAAUGAUCAUUAAUCAAAUGAAACCAGAUCUAAUUAUCGGUGAUUUUACUUUUGCACUGCCACUUUUUACUAAAUGUACCAUCCCAUGUAUACCCUUAUUAUCAACAAACCCGUUACCGUUAUAUGGUGAUCGAGGUCCACCUGUUGCUUCAGGCUAUCCUAUUGAUGGACCCAAAGAUGUUUGGACAAUUUAUCGUAAAGCCGAAAAACGAGCGAUGUUUGGAUUACGAUUGUACAUGAGACCUUGGUGGUGGAGAAAGUGUUUAUCGCCACCAGAAACAUCACAACUUCGUUCAUUUGCAAAGUAUUUUGGUAUUUACGUUUACCCAUCGGCUCUUGACUAUGACUCUGACCUGGGGGCACCUUCAUCGAAUUGGACUCGGCUUGAUAUGUGCAUCCGUCACACCUCAGACGAUUUCCGAUUACCUGAUUGUUUGAAUGGAAAACCAGGUAAAUUGAUUUACCUUUCGAUGGGAUCAUUAGGAUCAGUAAACUUGAAACUAAUGAAAAGGUUGGUGGAAACACUUUCGUCCAGUCCUCAUCGAUUUAUUGUCUCAAAAGGUUCUAAAGGUGAUCAAUUAACGUUACCAGAUAACAUGUGGGGAGAUAAUUUCGUCAAUCAAUUGGCCAUUUUACCAAAAGUUGAUCUGGUCAUCACAAACGGCGGUAGUAAUACAGUCAUCGAAAGUUUAUCGGCCGGUAAACCGAUGAUCGUGUUGCCCCUUUUCUACGAUCAACUCGACAAUGCUCAAAGAAUCGAAGAGAAAGGUUUGGGACGUCGAUUGGAUCCAUUCAAGUACGAAGAUGAUUAUUUUCUCAGGACAAUUGAAGAUCUGCUCAAUAGUCAAUCGGUUCACAAUAAAGUGGAAAAAGUUGCUCGUGAGAUGACAAAAGCAUCAGAACAGAACAAAAUUUGUGAAUUGAUUGAAUCAUUAGCGUUUCAUGUUAAGUUUGGUGGACCAGUUGAUCCAGAAUUGAAGCAAAUUUUACCUCAUUUGGAUAAAGUUUGUCCGAAUGAUAAACUGAAGCUUUGAUCAGAACUUUUUUUACAAAAAUUGUUUAAAACCAAUUUUACCUCAAUUAAUGUUGUAACUUAUUUUCCAAUCAGUAAUUUGACAAGUUCUGUUUACUAUUAUUAGAAAGACUUUGAUAAUCUUUCCUAUCCUCUACAAUUAGUAAAUGAAAUAAAUUGUAAAUUCAUAUGAAAUUUUAA
Molecule: messenger RNA, 2205 nt
Organism: Panonychus citri (citrus red mite)
Lineage: Eukaryota; Metazoa; Arthropoda; Arachnida; Trombidiformes; Tetranychidae
Product: UDP-glucuronosyltransferase 2B28-like
Exons: 4
Coding region: 572-2026 (484 amino acids)
Molecular function (GO): hexosyltransferase activity; UDP-glycosyltransferase activity
Source: RefSeq, a predicted model, not a curated record